GUCCAGACCUCUCAAGUUCACUUCUCAUGAAUCAGGAUGGUGAUAGAUGGAUAUUACCCGAGCAUCUGCCACGAAAUUGAUCCAUGCCAUAACUAUUCGCCGCUCCAAACAGUACUCGAGAGCCAUAGGAUUUGCGAAUAUCCGCACAGAUUAACCCUUCGAUUUCAGAAACGUAUCAGAAGAAACAACUUGGCCGCAUCCGGUCUCAGGCAAACCAUCCCGGACAACAACUGAAAAGCAUUACUCGUCCUGACGCCAAUUUUGCGUCUCACCCGCAUUGCAGGAUAGCCCUAUACGGGUGUAUUUGAAAGGACAGGAAAAUGUCGACAACCACUGUGACAGGCACGGGGCGGCGCGCCUCCAUACGACAACCAGAGUUACAAACGUCAGUCAAAGUGGCCAACCCUCAAACCAUGGCCAGUCCGAUAGACAAGUUCCCACCAUUCUACGACGAAGAAUACGAUUCCACAGAGUCGAAAAUGCUACAUCUCAAUACCACAGUCAGGUAUGCGCCCAAUGACCGGUGGGACUAUAAGCCGGCCAGAGAUCCAAAACGAAAGCCGAGAAAGAGCAUCAGCGAGACCAUAAGUGCGAUUAGGACACGUAAUGGUAGUGUCAGCGCUAAUGCGCAGGAUUUGGCUCAAGCGCUCAGAGCGCCUGUUUCAUACAGACUAAUAGUGCUUUGUCUUGUUUGGUAUACUACUUCGGCUUUAACGAAUACAUCCUCGAAGUCUAUUUUAAAUGCGCUCCCAAAACCAAUCACCCUCACAGUCGUGCAGUUUGCUUUUGUAUCGAUAUAUUGCCUCCUACUCUCGUACCUGUCGACCGUGGUCCCCUGGCUCAAAACCAGCAUACCGGCACUCAAAAACAAUAUUCGCCCGCCAUCGCGCGAUGUCAUAAUGUCCGCGUUGCCUCUCGCCGUAUUUCAACUAGCAGGACAUAUCCUAAGCUCGAUGGCAACAUCUCAAAUCCCUGUUUCGCUGGUUCAUACCAUCAAGGGACUUUCUCCAUUAUUUACUGUGAUAGCAUACCGCUUCUUUUUCCGCAUUCGCUAUGCCAUGGCAACUUACCUAUCUCUUGUUCCAUUGACACUGGGUGUCAUGCUUGCUUGUUCGACAGGGUUUUCCACAAACUUUUUUGGCAUUCUAUGCGCUCUAGUUGCGGCUCUAGUAUUUGUCUCGCAAAAUAUCUUUUCGAAAAAGCUUUUCAACGAAGCCGAGCGUGCGGAUUCGGAUAUGCAGUCCGCAGGUCGCCGAAAGUUGGACAAGUUGAAUCUGCUCUACUAUUGUUCUGGGUUGGCUUUCAUCCUCACAUUGCCCAUUUGGCUCGUCACAGAGGGUUAUCCCCUAUUCUCUGAUCUGAUGUACGAUGGUGCCAUCUCUCUCACAAACAAGGCUGGAUCAUUGGACCAUGGCGCUCUUUUCCUCGAAUUUGUGUUCAAUGGGGUGUCUCACUUCGCCCAGAACAUCUUGGCUUUUGUUAUCCUUUCCAUGGUUUCGCCUGUGUCGUAUUCCGUCGCGUCUCUCAUAAAGAGGGUAUUUGUGAUUGUUGUUGCCAUUGUUUGGUUUGGCAACUCCACGACAUCCGUUCAAGGUGUUGGCAUUGGCCUAACCUUCAUUGGACUUUACCUCUACGAUCGCAAUAGCCAUGACGAUGUCGCAGAUCAGAAAGCCAACGCGGACCACUUCCACUCGAAUAAAACCGUCCUCCCUUUAAAUACUCGCCCAACCAGUAAAGUCUGGGAUUCCAACGGCUAUGCGUUCCCUGAAGGAAAACCCGGCGGUCGAUACGUUCCAAAUCAUUCGCAUUCCAUCUCCAGCAACUCGAAAAAAGAUGAUGGUAUCGGCCAUGCUCGCCCAAGGGCAAGUAGCAAUGCGAAAGCUUGGUUGCCACCCGGCACAAAACAGGAGGUGACCUGGCAAGCGAGCGACUCCUGACUAACAACUUUUGCACAUGUACCGCCAAGACUUAUGUAUCUUGUGUUAUUAUUUCCCGUCCUGUAACAUGUCGCGACGGGGUUGAAUUAGGAACAAAAUUGCCCCUGCGUGUACAAAAUUAAUGAAUCUUUUAAAAAUAUAGAGGGUUUGUGGCUGUUGGUUUGCUGGGCAUCCUAGCUAUAUAGUCCAGCGAGCAGAAAACAGAUGACUAGACACGAUCAUACAAUACGGAUAUUGUCACCUUUGUAUAUGAUCCACCUGCAUGAAGUCUUAAACCAAGAUAACUAGUAGAGCAAC
Messenger RNA from Aspergillus versicolor CBS 583.65, 2234 nucleotides. Its product is annotated as putative ER to Golgi transport protein (Sly41). Gene Ontology annotation, molecular function: phosphoenolpyruvate transmembrane transporter activity; antiporter activity. Gene Ontology annotation, biological process: phosphoenolpyruvate transmembrane import into Golgi lumen. Bases 321 to 1937 code for a protein of 538 amino acids. Gene Ontology annotation, cellular component: Golgi apparatus; endoplasmic reticulum. The record is from RefSeq and is a predicted model, not a curated record. NCBI's taxonomy places the organism in Eukaryota, Fungi, Ascomycota, Eurotiomycetes, Eurotiales, Aspergillaceae. The transcript has 2 exons.